CCUUGUGAAACAAAUAAACUCUCUUCCUUUCCUUACCCCCACGAAAAUUUCUUUUCCCCAUUGGAGAAGAGACAGCUCAUCUGACCUCACCUUUUGCGAUUAUGCCCUCCUUCUCUCCCUCCUCCUCUCCUCCUUUCUAUCGAGUCUCGACAACCGCCUCACGCGUUGGUUCUUCCUUGGUCAACAGGCAAAACACGUUAUCGUAUUUGUACACGGUCCAUAUAUCAGAGCGAGAGCGAGAGCGAGAGAAGCCUUUAGAGAAGAGAGAAGAGAAGCGAAGUAGCAAUCGACGCCUCCGUUCGACCCACCAUCGCCAUUUCUUUCGAUUCAUUGAUGGUGUGCCUCGCAGAGACCCAACUAUAGCACAAACCCCAGAAGCAAGAAGUUCAUGAUGAAAUCCAAAUUCAUAAGCAACCUCAUGAAACCCUUCAAGUUUCAUUCAGACAAAGACGUGUCCAAGGAAGAAAAUUUGGAGCAGAUCGCGGCGCAGGAGCAAAAGGUCUUCUCCUUCGAAACCCUCGUGGCUGCCACCCGAGACUUCCACCCCGACAACAAGCUCGGCCAAGGCGGUUUCGGCCCCGUCUACAGGGGGAAAUUGGGGGAUGGGAGGGAGAUCGCAGUGAAGAAGCUGUCGCAGAGCUCGAAUCAAGGGAAGAAGGAGUUCAUGAAUGAGGCGAAGCUGCUUGCACGCGUGCAGCACCGGAACGUGGUGAACCUCUUGGGGUACUGCACACACGGCGCAGAGAAGAUCCUCGUCUACGAGUACCUCCCUCGCGAGAGCCUCGACAAAUUCAUCUUCGACGCGGAGAGAAAGAAGGAGCUUGAUUGGAAGAGGAGGUUCGACAUAAUUUCAGGGGUGGCCCGGGGUCUGCUCUACCUUCACGAGGAUUCGCCCAGUCCCAUCAUCCACCGCGACAUCAAAGCCAGUAACAUUCUCUUGGACGAAAAGUGGGUCCCCAAGAUCGCUGACUUCGGCAUGGCCCGCCUUUUCCCCGAAGAUCAGACGCACGUCAAUACUCGUGUCGCUGGCACCAAUGGGUACAUGGCACCUGAGUACCUGAUGCACGGAAGACUAUCGGCGAAGGCGGACGUGUUCAGCUUCGGAGUUGUGGUCCUGGAGUUGAUCAGCGGCCAGAAGAACUCCACGUUUUACCUUGACAUUGAUUGCCAAAAUCUACUAGACUGGGCGUAUAAGCUUUACAAGAAAAACCGGAGCUUGGAGAUCAUGGACCCCACAUUAGCAUCAACGUCAGCCAUAGAACAGAUAGCCACGUGUAUACACAUCGGCUUAUUGUGCACCCAAGCUGACCCGGUGUCACGGCCAAACAUGCGUCGAGUGGGGGUGAUGCUGUCGAAGAAGCCGGGCACCACGCUGGAAGAGCCCACGAGACCGGGCUACCCUGGGUCUAGAUACAGAAGAACUCGGAGGGCGACGGUCGGGUCUUCAUCGGGAUCGGGCGCAGGUUCUGGUUCUUUCGGCGAAUCGUCAUCUCAUACUCAUAAUACAUUUGCAUCCACCUUCAAUUCCAACAGUGCCAGUGCCACAACUGCUUCCACAUCUCUCACCAGCCCACGUCCAGAUACUCGUGGCAAACGCCCCAUUCAAGGCUAGGCCACCACCGGGCCACCCUUUCUUUUGCUUUUGGGGAUAUUCUUUAUUCCUGCAAUUUUUGUAUUCUUUUUUGUAAAAAUGGAUGGAAGAAGCUUUUCUAUUCUUCUUUCUUCUUUCUUCUUUCUUUUUCUUUUUACAUGUAAAUUUGAGGCGGGAUAGGAGUAUUGAAUGAAAGCCAAGGACGAUUGUUUGAGUGGUUUGAUUCUUUCACA
Molecule: messenger RNA, 1824 nt
Organism: Nelumbo nucifera (sacred lotus)
Lineage: Eukaryota; Viridiplantae; Streptophyta; Magnoliopsida; Proteales; Nelumbonaceae
Product: Protein kinase superfamily protein
Biological process (GO): protein phosphorylation
Molecular function (GO): ATP binding; protein kinase activity
Source: RefSeq, a predicted model, not a curated record